Geosmithia morbida is the source of this 741-nucleotide messenger RNA. RefSeq names its product RAT1-interacting protein. Lineage: Eukaryota; Fungi; Ascomycota; Sordariomycetes; Hypocreales; Bionectriaceae. Gene Ontology annotation, cellular component: nucleus; cytosol. Gene Ontology annotation, molecular function: mRNA 5'-diphosphatase activity. The transcript is spliced from 6 exons. Bases 1 to 741 code for a protein of 246 amino acids. Gene Ontology annotation, biological process: NAD-cap decapping; nuclear-transcribed mRNA catabolic process. The record is from RefSeq and is a predicted model, not a curated record.
AUGUCGCGCAAUUUCAGUUUCUCUGUGCAGCCUAUCGGCCGAGGCUAUGAUACUUUUCAGAAGCAGGAUGACUCGGGCGACGAGCACCUCGACAGUCUCCUCAAGGCAAUCAUUGCUCACGAGAAGGAGGAGGGAAAGAAGAUUGAUGCCACGAUCGUGACGUGGAGGGGGAUGAUGACCAAGUCCAGCAGCAGGCCACGGACAGGUCCACCGCUCGAGGUGAUGCAGUUCUGGGGCUACAAAUUCGAGACCAUCUCAACGCUACCUACUCCGUGGGGUGAAACCUCUCGAGACUACAUCGAGGAUCGGGAGAACCAUAUUGUCAGCAACAAGGAGCAAUACUGCUCGGUCGUCCGUACAGGCUCCCACGAUGCCGAAGUCUUUCACAGGAAGCUCAUGAAGUUCUGGAUCCAAUCUUUCCUCCUCGGCGUCCCCAAGAUCAUCGUCGGCUUCCGUAGCCGCGAGGGCAUCCUGCGCGGUCUUGAGGAGAUUGACACGCAGAGGAUCCCUCAGACGGUGAAUUCGAGGCCGAAUCCCUCAUGGAAUGCCGACAUGUGCGUCAACUUUGCCGGUGUUUUCCUCGAAUGGCUCUCAAAGACAAUCAACGACGAAGGCGUAUGGCGUAUCCGUCGUCUCCCUCAGUCGCCAACAAUCGACGUGUUCAAGGUGGAAGAGACGGGCCACGGAGACAUCCUGUCGGAUGAGUUCAAGAAUUGGAGGAUCAAACUGUCUCUACAGUAA